GCCUCCGUCGCCGUCAACAAGACCACCGCGCCCGUCAGCAGCACCACGCGACGGCCGACGGCGUCGUCGUCCAAAGCGCCCGAGGCGCCGCCCCACACGGCGGCGGCGGCGGCGGCGGCGGGGCCUGCGGCGGGGGCGGCGGGCGGGGCGCGGCCGGUGCUGACGCGCGAGCUGUACGUGGCGGGGCACGAGACGCCGCACCCCGAGCUGUGCCCGGCGCUGGGCGCGCGGCUGCGGCUCGUGCUGCUGGUGACGUCGGCGCCCGCCCACCGCGCCGCGCGCGACGCCAUCCGCCUCACGUGGGGGCACUUCGCGCAGCGCUCCGACGUGGCGCUCGGGUUCGUGCUCGGGGCGCCGCCCGCCGCGCUGCGGUCCGCCAUCGCCGCCGAGGACGCGCUGUACGGCGACGUGAUCGUCGGCCGCUCCGUCGACUCGUACUCGAACCUGACGCUGAAGACGCUGUCGAUGCUCGAGUGGAUGGACUCGUACUGCCCGCGCGCGCCGCGCCUGCUCAAGACGGACGACGACAUGUUCAUCAACGUGCCGCGCCUGCUGGAGUUCGCGGCGGCGCGCGCCAACGAGACGAUGACCAUCUGGGGCAAGGUGGUGCGGCGCUCGCUGCCCAAGCGCACCACGCGCUCCAAGUACUACGUGCCGCCGCUGCAGUUCCCGGGCAAGGUGUUCCCGGACUUCGCGACCGGGCCGGCGUACCUGCUGACGGCGGACGCGGUGCGGCCGCUGCUGGGCGCGGCGCCGGGCACGCCGUACCUGCGGCUGGAGGACGUGUUCGUGACGGGGCUGCUGGCGCAGCGGCUGGGCGUGCGGCGCCGCGCGGCCGCCGAGUUCUACAACAAGAAGGUGGCGCCGCACCCGUGCGCCGUGCAGCGCGGCGUGGCCAUCCACAUGGUGCGCUACCACGAGCAGUUCGACCUGUGGCGCAAGCUGCUCGACGGCAAGACCAAGUGCGCCAGCUAGCGCCCGCCGCGCGCCCACUGACGCGUGACGCCCGCCGCGUGCCAUACCCGACGCCCGCGCCACGCGUGACGCCCGACGCGUGCCAUACUGACCGCCGCGAGCGCGCGGGGGCCGGCGGCCUUUUCGUGUGCCUCGAACGUUCUCGUCGAUUUCGAUUCGAUCACUUUCGAAUGAAAUCGCAUUCGACCGGUUUCGUUUGCGCGACGCGGGAUUCUUUCCUACACGAGUAGGCUUUUAAACUGCGACUGCGAUUUUUUCUUGGACUUCGAUUGAAUCGACUUCGGGAGAACGAGUCGGCCCGCGCGCUCGCCUCUCGCUCGCGCGCGCCUCGCCUGACUGGCAGGAGCGGCCGUUCCCGGCGAUCAAGUUCCGAGAUUAAUAAGUUAGCAGGCAACUAGGACUCUUAUUUUACAUAAUUCAUAUUUUAUAAGUGUACACGGUUCGAGUGAUUUCAAAUUUUGGGCAUGCUAUUAUUUAAAGGUUUUUUGAUGGACAAGCACUUAAGUGAUACUAUAAUAUGUUUUUGAAAAAUAUUCAAAUGUGAAGUAUUUUUGCUAAUUGUUUUAGCUUCAUUUUAUUUUUGUCGAUCUUAAAUUUGGGAUUUACUUUUGUUCUCUCCUGCGAACCGCGGCAGCUGUGAUAGAAUACCUAGAGGUUAAUUAAGUUGUUUUAAGAGAUGUUUUAACUUUUGGCUUCUAUGGAAGUAGUGAUAACUUGUUUGAUUCAGAUGAACACUGAUGACCGUUUAUUUUGACUGGAGCAGCUCAUUUGACACAUGACUCAAAUUGAAAAAAUGUGGAAGAUGUGUAAAACUUUUCUGAUUACUCGAUCAUUCAUGACAAUAGUUGUAGUCUAUAUUUUCCUGUUAUUUUGUAGUUUUUAUGACCGCAGGCAGGUAGUUAUUCGGGAACGGCCGGCGACAUUGAAUACUCAUAAUAUUUUAUGUUACAUUAUUUUGUAAUAUUGUUUACUUUUGACAGCUAAGUAUCAGCCAGCUAAAUGUUUUUAUUUUUUAUGCCGAUUCUCGGAAUGAAAGUUUUUGUAUGUAUGUUUAUAUGAAACGUUACGUCCAUUGUUUAGGGAAGAUAUUAUUAUCAGAGCUACGUUUGAUUCUGUGAAGCAUUUUGUUGAUACAUUUUUUUACAUGUACCUAUUUAUGUAUGACUUUGUAAUGUGUAUUGAAUUUAAUUUGAAUUAAGUGACACUGAGUUUUUGAGUAUUGUUUAGCGUAUUAUUGCUAGUUUUGAGCGCUCGACACCUGUAACUCAGCUUGGAAAUAAGUUACAAUAUUGUAUACUGUAAGUAAGGUUGUACAUGAAACAAUGCCGUCUUUAAAAUUAUUCAAAUAUGAUAAUAUGAAAGUUGUUUCAUCUCAUCAAGUACAGUCGACGUAUUAUUUCAUUUACAACCAGAAUUUAAAAUGCGUAAUGAAUAAAUUUUAUUUGCUAUAUUUUUGUAACCGAAUUUAUACUCCGAUAUAUUAUUUUAUUUGCAAUAUUUUUGUAUCUCAACAUGGGCUUUAUUUCGAUGCGUUUAAGUUAGUCGUAAGCUAAUUUUGGGUAUUUUAAAAAUCCACAUACGCGUAUUCGUGCGCGUUCAAAGCGUGCAUCUCGGAGAAAUGUCGGUCUGCGAGGGCGGGGCCCGCGCGCUGAGCGACGGAGCAACCUCGGAAUUGUGAAUCUGUUGAAAACGUAAUUUAUUAUUAAGUUGUGCCAGACGGUUGUAAAUAUUGUAUUACUGAAAUAUAUUAUGUAUACAAACAA
Molecule: messenger RNA, 2738 nt
Organism: Ostrinia furnacalis (Asian corn borer)
Lineage: Eukaryota; Metazoa; Arthropoda; Insecta; Lepidoptera; Crambidae
Product: lactosylceramide 1,3-N-acetyl-beta-D-glucosaminyltransferase
Exons: 2
Coding region: 466-975 (169 amino acids)
Biological process (GO): protein O-linked glycosylation
Cellular component (GO): Golgi membrane
Molecular function (GO): hexosyltransferase activity
Source: RefSeq, a predicted model, not a curated record